Messenger RNA from Serpula lacrymans var. lacrymans S7.9, 331 nucleotides. RefSeq lists its product as uncharacterized. NCBI's taxonomy places the organism in Eukaryota, Fungi, Basidiomycota, Agaricomycetes, Boletales, Serpulaceae. The transcript has a single exon. The annotation marks the transcript as partial. The record is from RefSeq and is a predicted model, not a curated record.
CUCUGCGCGGAUGCGGUGCCUCAGAUUGGGAAGAAUGUCGGGACUCGCUGGAGACAUGGGCCGGUUGUUGGACGGCGAACGAGGUGGAUUUAUUGGGAUUCGUUUUGAGUCUGGGCAGCGGGGGAGAGCAGUCAUGGGUGAGGGAUUGGGGGACCCGGUUCCGCAAGAGAAGAGGAUGAUUGGGGUAGGCGUCGGGUCGUGGUACGCUCGUGCAGACGAGGUACGCGAGGCAUUUGAACGCUCAACUCGCGGGACAUAUGACGUGUAUGCGCUCAAUGACUUUGGGACCCGUCAGCGAUAUGAUACGGGAGAGGUAGUUCCCUAUCCGCCC